Molecule: messenger RNA, 3130 nt
Organism: Glycine soja
Lineage: Eukaryota; Viridiplantae; Streptophyta; Magnoliopsida; Fabales; Fabaceae
Exons: 2
Coding region: 322-2706 (794 amino acids)
Molecular function (GO): calmodulin binding
Source: RefSeq, a predicted model, not a curated record
UGCUAGUCAGCAUCAAACACUUAUCUAAGGCAAAUUCAAAAAUCAUCAUCUGCCGAACAAUAGUUGAGAAUAAACAAAAAGAAAAACCCACAUCAAACCAAAGCAAACCAAACCAAGCCAGGAGGGGAGAAUCUCUCUCUGAUUGUUUGGGUUUGAAGCUUCCCUUCUUUCCUCUAUGAACUUCCUCACAAGCAAAACAAAACCACCACAAGGUUUCUUUUCUUCCUGUGCUUGAACUCCACAAAGCCAAGGAAGGAAAACAAACCAAACCAAUAUCCCUUAUAUCCCACUUGUUCAACCUGUGUGGUUUAUCCUUGAAAUAUGGUUCAAAGAAAGGUGCCUAGCAAGCUUGGCAUCGAAGCUGAACAUGUUAAAUCAGAAAAGAGGUUGGCAAACUCGAAGCUAUCUUCAUCUCAGCACCAAGAUGGAAAAACUAGAGGGGCUGAUAUGAAGAAGAAAAUGAAAAAAUCAAGGUCAAUAAAGCUUUCUGAUCUUGAGGCUCUUCAAUCAUCAUCACCUUCAAGGAGAAGAUUGUCACAACCAGGAAAACCACUCCCUCUUCAUACUCCAACAACUACAGCAUCACCACAGAAGCAGCAACCUUUGUUCAGAACAACAGAUGGUUCACCUAAUUACAUGAAGCCAACAAGCAGUUCACAUGCAAAAAAGGAGCUUUUCCCGGUAAGCCACAGGAACACUCAACCUGGUUCUGAUUUUAGGAGUCUUCCUAGACAAUUUUCCAGUGAUUCCAAAGCUUCCUGUGCUAAGAAGCCUGCAAAAGUUUUGACAAGAACAUCCAGUUUGAGUUUGGUGAGAACAUUGACCAAAACCACUAGUUUCAAGGCUUCUAGAGCUUGUUCUAGAAAAUCCACCAGGGCUGUUAUGUGUGCAGAUAUGGGUGCACCACAGAGAGCCACUUGUUCUUCAACUUUGAAGGACUCAAAGUUCCCUGCAUACCUCAUGCUUAGCCCUGGGGGAACUGAGUCAGAGGGAACUUCAGCCAUGAAGGUUUGCCCUUACACAUAUUGUUCUCUUAAUGGUCAUCAUCAUGCUGAUUUGCCACCGUUGAAGAGCUUCGUGUCUGCGAGGAGGUUGCUUUUGAAGAUGCAGAAGCGUGCAAAGCUUGAAGCUCUCAGCCCUCGGAGACUGAAGGUUCCCCUUGAGACACAGAAGGAGGACUCUGAUGCUGAGCAGAAUGUCUUUGAUGCAAAACCUUCUUGUGAUGAAAUUGGCAUUGAUAUCUUCAUUGAAAUCUAUGCCAAUGAAAAGGAUGCAAAACCAACAGCAGCAGAAGAAAUGGGGAGAAUAGAUUUUCUCAAAGAGAUUGAGGAUCAUGAAGAUAACAAGUCAACACUUGAGGAUAAUGGCAUAGAAGCCAGUGAGGGUGUCAUGCAAAUCACUACUUCAAGAAGUAUUGGUAAUUGUAUUCCUUCUCCCUCUAUAUCUGAGAUUGAUCUUGAAGAGGAUUUGAAAAAAUCCUUAGAUAAUGUUGCAAUUGAAGUAGAUACCAAAGGAAGCUCUCUCCUAGAACAAAAUGAAGGAGGUGCAGAUGAAGAUUACCAAUCUAUUGUCUGGUCUCAUGAAGAAAUGAGCAUGGGAAGUUACUGCAGUGAUGGGGAACAAGACAUGGGGGAUGUUGACAUGGAUGACUCGGAUUCCAAAACCUUUGACAUGGAGUGGGAGGAGGAGCGGUUGCACGGAUUCGAUCACGAAGAGGAUGCUGAUUCUUCUGUGUACUCAGAGGAGGACAAUGACUCAAAAGUUGAGUCCUCAUCAGAGAGUUCUCAUGAUGUAUCAGUGACAUGGUUAGAUGAUAUUCUUGGUGGCUAUUAUGAGCACUUUCUGGUUGAUGAAACACACAAAGAAGCCAAUUCAGAAGAAAGCACCUACUUUGAAGAACAACCUAGUGGCAUCAAUUCUGUCCUUGAAGACACAAAUGGAAGCACUGAAACACAAGAAAUUGGUUACGACCAACCUUCUUUUACGGAGGAAAUAUUUGAGUACCUGACAAAUGCACAAAAUAAUGGUGAAGGAGAUGAAAAGCAUAAGGAUGAUGAUGCGGCCAGUUGCAACACAAAGGCACGUGAUGAAGAGACAAUUGACAACACUCAAUGUCAGAAGAUGAGUGAAACUUCCAAAAUUGAAGAGACAAAUGAAGAUGGAUACUCAAGUAGCCUAGAGAACAAUGAUGAGAGCAACAAAGGGGAGAGACAAAUUGAGUUGGUGGAUGUGUCUAAAGAAAGUAACAUAGCUUCUGAAGAUCAAGAUUUGUUGGAAAAAGACCAAGGCAAAGCUAUAGGGUUGCAACAAAGCACAAGUUGCAUAAGUGCUGAAGAGGAAAGCACGAGCAAGAAUUGGAAAGAUGGCAUUAGAAGAAAGAAGGGUGUUGAAGAUGAUGAUGAUGAAAUGAGAAAGUUCAACCCAAAAGAGCCAAAUUUUCUGCCAUUGGUUCCUGAGCCAGGACAAGAGAAGGUUGACCUGAGGCAUCAAAUGAUGGAUGAGAGAAAGAACUCAGAGGAUUGGAUGCUUGAUUGUGCUCUAAGACAAGUUGUGACACAGCUUGCUCCAGCUAGGAAGAAAAAGGUGGCACUGCUAGUUGAAGCCUUUGAAACGGUAUUGCCAGCAGCAGCACCCAAAUGUGAAACCCGUGUGAGAAACAAUUCUCCAGCAUUUGGUCAUUCAGGAAUAAUUCAAGCUUGUAGCUGAUGGAUGCUGCUGAGUCUUCUGGCAAAAGGUCACCAAUUAUACGUGUGAAAGUGUAUCUUGCACGGGAAGCAUAACCAAACCUCCAAGGAGUAAUGUGCAUGCCCAUUACAAGAAGUAAUUUGGUUGGGCAUCUCCACCUAUCUGAAACAUGGAUAAACUCAGCUUCAAGAUUUAGGGGACUUGUAAUCGUACUAAACGAAGAGUGAAGCUCCAGAAAGGGAAUUUGUGGUUGCAAUUUAGCUGUGUGGGUUUGCUUUACAAAAUUGUUUAGUGAACUUUUAAUUAUGUGUUUACUUUGUUAUGUUUAUAUUUGACUCACUAAUAUAUUUGUGUUAUAAAGGUUGUCCAUGCCUCCGGAUUCUGUUAACUUGCUAGUUUGUACAUUGCAGAAAUUAUAGAUUAUGUAAUUUUCUUUCUUCGUUCA